Messenger RNA from Saprolegnia parasitica CBS 223.65, 1359 nucleotides. RefSeq lists its product as hypothetical. Lineage: Eukaryota; Oomycota; Saprolegniomycetes; Saprolegniales; Saprolegniaceae. The transcript has 6 exons. The coding region runs from base 1 to 1359 and encodes 452 amino acids. The record is from RefSeq and is a predicted model, not a curated record.
AUGCUGCGGUGCAGACGUACAAGCCGACGACUGGCGGCGCCGUGGCCGCUCGCCCGCGCCUUCUGCAGCGCCGCGCCGCCGCACGAUGGUCGCCUCGUCGCUUCGCAGAAGGUGGGCCACAAGCAGCUCGACUUCGUCGCCCUCAGUGACGCCAAGCAGCUGCAAUUGCAGUCGCCGCCGACGGUCUCGCCGAUAAAAGAUGUCCUUCGCCGCGCGCAGCACCUUCCGUACUACCUCGAAGACCUCUUCUUGCCGCGUGACUACCAGACGUCGACGACGCACGACUACUUGCCGUACGCCAAGUGGCAGUUUGUCGGCAGCGUCGCUGGCACGGCCUGCGGCGUGCUCUCGAUGCAGUCGCUCUUGUACGCGAUUGGGCUCCAAAGCGGCGCGAUCCCGAUGGCCGCGGCCUUGAACUGGGUCAUCAAGGACGGCCUCGGGCAGUUUGGCGGCGUCCUUUUCGCGAGUCUUGUCAACCACCGCUUCGACUCGGACCCCAAGCGCUGGCGCGUCGUUUCGGCGCUCGCCAUGGACGCAGCGACGCUCACAGAGAUCCUCACGCCGCUUUGCCCCGCGUACUUUCUGCCGAUGGCGGCCAUGGCCAACGUCGCCAAGAACAUUUCGUGGCUCUCGGCCAGUGCAACCCGUGCCGGCUUUCACUACUCGUUUGCCAAGACCGAGAACCUUGCCGACAUUACCGCCAAGGCCGGGUCGCAGUCGAUCGCGCACGGCGGUCGGAAUUGCGAUCUCGCCGAUCAUUGGCACGACCACGUCGCACGUGCCGGCGCGUUCUUCGUCCUCUCGUCCAUCAACCUCUGGUCGCUCUACAACAGCCUCCGCGUCGUCUCGCUUCGUACGCUCAAUCAGCAGCGGUUGAACCACAUCCUCGAUGCGUUCAUUGCGACCGCUGCGAUCCCGACGCCGGACACGGUGAGCGACCAAGAGCGGUUCGUCUCCAACUUGGUCUCGGGCAAAGCGUGCCAUCUGCAGCACUCGCAACUCGAAGUGGCGUCUCGCCUCGACGCCGUGUACACGCCGUCGACGGUCGUCUGGCCAAGCGAGAAGUACCUUUUGCACGCCGACGUCGAUGCGACGACGGCACAUGCGACGGUGCAUUUGCUCAUUGAAGCGUCGGCGACGUCGCAAGAUGUACUGGCCGCGCACCUCCACGCCCGGCUCUUCCAGACGUUGUACGAAGCCGCACCCGGCGCACCGACGGUCCCGAUGCUCCACGCCAGCUACGCUACCGCGUCGGCGCAGCGCCGCCUCUUCCUCCAAGCCAUGGACGCGAGCCCGUGGCACUGUGAAAACCUCUUGGUCGAAGAGACGCCGGCGCGAUAUACAUUGCACAACCAAUAA